This is a messenger RNA of Anoplopoma fimbria (sablefish), 2182 nucleotides long. Its product is annotated as transforming growth factor beta-1-induced transcript 1 protein-like. The coding region runs from base 174 to 1550 and encodes 458 amino acids. The transcript has 11 exons. Gene Ontology annotation, biological process: actin cytoskeleton organization; muscle structure development. Gene Ontology annotation, molecular function: actin binding; muscle alpha-actinin binding. The record is from RefSeq and is a predicted model, not a curated record. Gene Ontology annotation, cellular component: Z disc; filamentous actin; stress fiber. Lineage: Eukaryota; Metazoa; Chordata; Actinopteri; Perciformes; Anoplopomatidae.
CUCCUCCUCCUCCUCCUCUCUUGGUGGAUAACGGUGUCCAAGAAGUUAUUCAGGACCGACACAGACAAUAGAGUCUGUCUUGGGCUUUGAUACGCUUCCAUCACUUCUUAUUAAUGCUGUCCGCGUCCGCAUUGUGUCACACAAAGAGGGAAACAACCGGCUGAGAUCACAUCAUGGACGAUCUGGACGCCCUCCUCGCUGAUCUGGAGAACACCGGCUCUCCUCUGGCUCGGUGUCCUGUCCUUCUGACCUCUGACCCUCCACAAAAUGCUGAGCCUGAAACCCAAGAGUCUGCCGAAACCCGGCCGCCGCCGCCCGCCUACACCCCACAGCAGACUGUUUCUGCUGCCAUGAAAUCUUCCCAGAACUCCAACCCAGACAAAUUAUACAGCACAGUGUGUAAACCGCGCUCUCCGCGCACAGCAGAUCCUCCGCCGGCCUUCUCCUCCUCCUCGCUGCUGGGAGGAGGUCUGAGUGAACUGGACCAUUUGCUACAGGAGCUGAAUGCCACCCAGUUUAACAUCACAGAUGAGAUCCUGGCCCAGUUCCCUUCUUCUAAGAAAGAUGACAGGGACAAGAUCAAGGAUAAGGCCCCGAGCUCCUCCUCCAGCACUGCGAAGCCUUCAGCGACAUCAGCCACACUGGAAUUGGACAAACUGAUGGCUUCUCUGUCAGACUUCAGAGUCCAGAGCACACCAGCUGCGCCUGUCAAUCCAGUGGUGACGGCACCACCUCAGCCCACCCCCCCACCACAGGCCUCGUCCGGCGGCUCAUUGGACAGCAUGCUGGGGCUGCUCCAGUCGGACCUGAGCCGACAAGGAGUUCAAACUUCCUCCAAAGGAAACUGUUCGGCUUGCCAAAAGCCGGUCGUAGGACAGGUGGUAACGGCUCUUGGGAAGGUUUGGCACCCAGAGCACUUUGUGUGCACCGAGUGUGAGAUAGAGUUAGGCAGCCGCAACUUCUUUGAGAAGGACGGACGGCCGUACUGCGAGUCGGACUACUUCACCCUCUUCUCCCCUCACUGUGCUCAAUGCAACAAGCCCAUUCUGAAUAAAAUGGUCACCGCUCUGGAUAAGAACUGGCAUCCAGAGUGUUUCUGCUGUGUAAAGUGCAGCCGGGCGUUCGGAGAGGAAGGUUUCCAUGACCGUGAAGGACAGCAGUACUGCCAGCAGUGCUUCUUGAAUCUGUUUGCUUCUCGCUGUCAAGGCUGCAGCCAGCCCAUCCUGGAAAACUACAUCUCAGCCCUCAACUCUCUCUGGCACCCACAGUGCUUCGUGUGUAGGGAGUGCUACAGCCCCUUCGUCAAUGGCAGCUUCUUCGAACACGAGGGUCAGCCGCUGUGUGAGGCCCACUAUCACCAGUCCCGUGGCAGCAUGUGUCAGGCCUGCCAGCAGCCCAUCUUGGGCCGCUGCGUCACCGCUAUGGGGGCCAAAUUCCACCCCCACCACCUCGUGUGUCACUUCUGCCUGAAGCCCCUGAGCAAAGGCUGCUUCAAGGAGCAGGAGAACAAGCCCUACUGCCACCCCUGCUUCAUCAAACUCUUUGGUUGAGGACACAGCAGUACUUUGCCUCCCCCUCCUCCUCUGGGCCUGCCACAUGAAGAAGCUGUAUGACUCUGAGCUCUCAUUUUUGUUUGUUUUUUAUUGUGGGAAUGAGGGUGGAGCUGGUCUCUUUCUUGGAUUUAAGAAUUUUAGAGCUGAUAGAGCGAGGGGAAUAAAAAGCAAAUCUUCCAACCCAAUUAAUUUCUGUUUAUUUCACAAUAAAAGUGGAAUGCAUUUUGACUUGCAGUGUGAAAUACAACUCUAGCAUUGGUUAGACGAAUACAAAAUGAUGCCAAAUGAUUUUGUCAUGUAAGCAUACUGUAUUGAUUCAAAUUGAAUAUUGAAAAUUGAAUUAUUUUGCCAAAGGUAGAAAAGAAACAGUAUAUUAAGAGCAAAUGUAUUGUUUCAGUAAAUGACUUGUGCAAAAAAAUCCCCUUUAAUAUAUUUGCUUUAUAUUGCAAAAAUAUAAGUGCCACUGCAAUUGCAUUUUUUUAUAUUAUAUGCUGACUGCUAUAUGCUGUAUGUUUUGUGUAAGCUCUCAUAUGUUUAAUGUCAUAUUUUGCAUUAUACUUUCACUAUUGCUCUAUGCAAUUUGCCAAAAACAAUUCCAAAGAAUGAAAUAAAGGAGAACACAUUUGUUA